Rhagoletis zephyria (snowberry fruit fly) is the source of this 668-nucleotide messenger RNA. The record is from RefSeq and is a predicted model, not a curated record. NCBI's taxonomy places the organism in Eukaryota, Metazoa, Arthropoda, Insecta, Diptera, Tephritidae.
AUGUCCACGCGGACCUCGCCGCUGAAGCUGAAGCUGCCGCUCACCCUGUGGAACAUCGCCCUCGCCCUCUUCAGCAUCACCGGCACCAUUCGAACCUGGCCGGAGAUGGCCCACGUGCUGACCCGUUUCGGCUUUCACCACUCCGUCUGCGCAAACACCUUCCACAAGGAGGUGCCCAUCUCCAGCUUCUGGACCUGGCUCUUCAUCCUCUCCAAGGCGCCCGAGCUGAUUGACACCGUCUUUGUGGUGCUGCGCAAGCAGAAGCUCAUCUUCCUGCACUGGUACCACCACGCCACCGUGCUCAUCUUCACCUGGUACGCCUACGCCGACGAGGCCUCCACCGGCCGCUGGUACUGCACCAUGAACUACGGCGUCCACGCGGUGAUGUACUCGUACUACGCCCUCCGUGCGCUGGGCGUCCGCAUUCCCCGCCAGCUGGCGAUGUGCAUCACCAUCUCGCAGAUCGCCCAGAUGGUGAUGGGCACCUUCGUCACCUUCUACGCCUUCUACGCCAAAUCGAACGGCCGCCAGUGCGACAUGUCCUUCUCGACGCUGUACGCCGGCAUCGCCAUCUACAUCUCCUACUUCAUUCUCUUUGCGCAGUUCUUCAUUGCCAGCUACCUGGUUCCAAAGAAGCCAAAGAAGACGACGGAAGCCAAAAAGACCGA